AUGGCCUCCAAUGGCUUCCACCGCUUCUCCCACGGCCACGAUGACCUAGUGCUCGCCAUCAGCUACAACUUCUACGGCACGCGUCUGGCUACUGCAUCUUCGGACCACCGAGUCAAAGUCUGGGACCGCGAUGAGAAGUCUGGUCAAUGGAGCGUUACGGAUACCUGGACUGCCCACGAUGCCGAAGUCACGGAUGUCAAUUGGAAUGGCCCGUACGUAGGAGACCACCUAGCAACCAUCGGCGAAGAUGGUCUGCUGAAAGUCUGGCAGGAGGAUGUCAACGAAGCACCCAACUCCGGCCGUAGGUUCAGAAAGAUCUUCGAGCAGCUCACAGCAACAGGAGCGCCCUUCAUGAGUCUUGAAUUCAAGAACAUUGGUACGGAGAGCUAUCUGGCUGCUAUAACCAGAGACGGAUACCUGUCUAUCUUGGAGCCCGAGGAGACAGCAGAUUUAAGUAGCUGGCGGGUCAUGUGGGCUGACUACCUCUGCAAGACGCCUUCCCGGAUGGAGGAGACUGGAUUCCGCGUCAGCUGGCACAAGGAGAAGUUGCCCGCCUGGCCAGCCAUCUUAGCAGGACUCGACAGGAAGUGCUUGAGCUUGGCAGUAUCUGUCGGUGAGGUCGUGAAGGUCUACCGCACCGACAGCGAGAGGAAGUUCUAUACCGCAGCUGUGCUCGAAGGCGCCAAGGGGCUGGUGAGGGACGUCAGCUGGGCGGGCGGAAGCAUGCGUGGAUUCGAUGUUGUUGCUACUGCGAGCAAAGAUGGCUGUGUCAGGAUCUACGAACUUCACACGCCUGGCGCGGUUUCUUUAUCGACCACCAACAUGGCACAAGCUCCUGAAUCCACCACAUUGUCUCCUCAAAGCGCCCCGAUUAGGCAAAGUCGCUCUGGCAUAGGAGCCGGGUUGGCUGGCAGCACUAAAGGGCGUAGAGAGGAGAACACCGCGGCGCCUGGAGCCAUUAAGCAGGAACCGAAGCUGGUUGCAGAGAUUGAAACUCAUGCAGGCGCUCCGUGGCGAGUGGACUGGUCACAGAUGGGCGAUAUCUUGGUCUCCACCGGCGACGAUGGCAAGGUGAGGUUGUGGAAGAAGGCGGUUGAUGGCAAAUGGCUGGAGGCUACCGAGAUUGACGCCACUACUAAAGAUACAUGA
Molecule: messenger RNA, 1149 nt
Organism: Saxophila tyrrhenica
Lineage: Eukaryota; Fungi; Ascomycota; Dothideomycetes; Mycosphaerellales; Extremaceae
Exons: 1
Coding region: 1-1149 (382 amino acids)
Biological process (GO): cellular response to amino acid starvation; positive regulation of TORC1 signaling
Cellular component (GO): nuclear pore outer ring; Seh1-associated complex
Molecular function (GO): protein binding; structural molecule activity
Source: RefSeq, a predicted model, not a curated record